Messenger RNA from Bursaphelenchus xylophilus (pine wood nematode), 1738 nucleotides. Lineage: Eukaryota; Metazoa; Nematoda; Chromadorea; Rhabditida; Aphelenchoididae. The record is from the annotation of a GenBank genome assembly.
AUGGUUGUAAACGAAAUAGUUGAAGACAAGGAAGAUGAUAUUUGUGUUCCUGGGACCUCAGCAGCGGCGACAGAUGUCUUUAAUGAAGAUGGACCGGAUGAUACGCGAGAUACGGUUAACUCAGACGAUCAAAGAAUGGCCGGAAAACUUAAAACGACUGCUUCUGAGGUAACGGAUAACCACCGGGAUAGGGACUCGGCUGAUCACAAGAAACUAAACAUAACUCUCCUUCAUUGCGCCAGUUUCUACUUCAAUAGAGCCAUUGGAAGCUACAAUGAAACCCGUGUGGAUAUUACAUUACCUGUGCUUCGUUUUUUGGUAGGUGUUUACGAAUCAACUGUAGUUUCUAUUAUAGUUAGUUUCCAAACGGAUCCUCAAAGAAGUUUACGGCGAUUCCAACGCCGUUUACAUUUCGCGGGCUUCAUUUUACCUCUCCAAUUGGAAAAAUUGUAAGGUCACCUAUUAUUGUCCAAACUUGUCAAUUUUCAUCUGGCUAGGAGGUAUCUCCCUUGAUGCUGAAAACGAAGCAGUGCUGAUCCGAGACGAUAAUUCCGGCCGUUGUGUAGACACCCAGUUGGUAAAAGCAAUAUAUGUUGCAAAAAGUAAGUUUCUACAGAUGUUGAUGAUUUGCGUUUAGGACUAAAAAUCCCGUUGGACAUUGAUCAACCUUUCCGGACUCGGGUUGUUGACCAACUUCUUCACGAUUUACAGAAAGAAGCGGCAUGUAAUCAGGUUGAUGACAGUGAAUUCAUUCACUAUGGAGUAGAACCGGUGCGAUUAUUUCAAAAGGGAAAAGAUGAGAGAAUUCCUUCGCUUCAAAUGUUGGAUGACAUAGGUCUGGUAGAAGCUGCACAUAACGGGCAACAUGGGGAGAAUGAUGAAUUCUGGGAGAAACAAAAGAAAUAUAGAGUUCGGGAGGCUUGUAAGUUGCUGUGAAGAAAGCAAAGAAAGUUUUUGCUGCUGUUUGGCAAGGCUUUUGUGUCAUCAAAAAAUACUAAUGUAAAACGGUUUCAGAUCUCGCGGAUGCCUUCGGCUACUCUUGUCAGGAGCUUGUGUUGAAGUACCAAGAUUUUCUAACCAUAUAUCAAUACCUGCCGUAGGUCCAUUAUAAAACAAUCAGUCUUUGUCUUCAGAUUGCCAAAAAUGUUAUUCAUGGAACUUCAUUCGGCCUGUAGAUUUCAAGACCUCGUUGUUGAGAACGUUUUCGAAUGUUACGCAAUGAUAGUUCGGGGAUUGGAAGUGGCCGCGCCUGGAUGUAAAGUCGAACUUAAUCCGCAUAUGUGUGUUAACAGUCGAAGCUACGAACAUCAAAGGGAUAUUGUACAAAAAGUUGGCGAAGCCGUUAGGCGGAUUAUUCAGCUGAUGAGGGCUCAUGAGAAUUUAUGGCUGGAGGGAGAGGUUCACGUAUUCCUUCCAUUACCUGUAAGUUUUUAUAGGUGAUGACAUCGUGUUCUUUGUGUGUUAACACUAUUUCGAUUUGUAAGCGUUAUAAAGAAAUUUGUUUUGAAAUCUUUUAUUUCAGGAAGAGAAUCGAAAGGCCGACUUCUUUCGUGAUAUGUUCGCGAUUACCCCCUUUCGGGACAUGGAUUUUGAACGGCAUAGUUGGUUUUAUAAAGCUACCGUUGACGACUUGCCAGGGCCUCAACGAAAAAAUCGUUUCAGUUUUUCGAUUACAUAUCAUUUUGAUGACACUGUGUUUGAUGCUCUUCGGAAUGAGGAUCUUAUUGUGAUAGAAUGA